GGGGCCGGGCGGCGCAUGCGCGGCGCGGGGCGGGGCCGGGCGGGCAGCGCGGAGGAGGAAGGCGACAAAAUGGCGUCGACGGAUUACAGUACCUACAGCCAAGCUGCAGCUCAGCAGGGCUACAGCGCCUAUGCACCUCAGCCAGCUCAAGGAUAUGCACAGACCACCCAGACGUACGGGCAGCAGAGCUACGGGACCUACGGGCAGCCCGCGGACGUCAGCUACAGCCAGCCCCAGAGCACGGCCACCUACGGGCAGACCGCCUACGCCACGUCCUACGGGCAGCCCCCGACCGGUUACAGCGCCCCGAGCGCGCCCCCCGCCUACCCCCAGCCCGUGCAGGGCUACGGCAGCGCCGCCUACGACACCAGCACGGCCACGGCCACCACCACCCCGACGUCCUACGCCGCGCCCACCGCCUACGGCACACAGCCCGCCUACCCGGCCUACGGGCAGCAGCCGGCCCCCGCCGCACCCGCCAGACCCCAGGAUGGCAGCAAACCAGCAGAGACCAGCCAGCCCCAGUCCAGCACGACAGGCUACAGCCAGCCCAGCCUGGGCUACGGGCAGAGCAACUACAGCUACCCCCAGGUGCCUGCCAGCUACCCCAUGCAGCCCGUCACCGCUCCUCCCUCCUACCCCCCGACCAGCUAUUCCUCCACACAGCCAAGCAGUUACGAUCAGAGCACUUACUCCCAGCAGAGCAGCUACGGGCAGCAGAGCUCCUACGGCCAGCAGACCAGUUAUGGGCAGCAGAGCAGCUACGGGCAGCAACCCCCUCCCACCAGCUACCCCCCUCCCAGCGCAUCCUACAGCCAGGCCCCCAGCCAGUACAGCCAGCAGAGCAGCAGCUACGGCCAGCAGAGCUCGUUCCGCCAGGACCAUCCCAGCAGCAUGAACAUGUACGGGCAGGAAUCCGGAGGCUUCUCCGGCCCAGGAGAGACCCGGAAUCUGAGCGGCCCCGAUAGCCGGGGCAGGGGACGAGGGGGAUAUGAUCGAGGAGGCAUGAGCAGAGGUGGGCGGGGAGGAGGACGCGGUGGAAUGGGGACACAUGGAGGAAGGACCCGACCUGGAUUUAGGCCCCCCUAUGGACCCGGAGGAGGACUCGGACAGCACUGCAGUGUAUGUGCAGGGACUCAACGAUAAUGUGACCCUGGAGGACCUGGCAGAUUUCUUCAAACAGUGCGGUGUUGUCAAGAUGAACAAGAGGACGGGGCAGCCCAUGAUAAACCUGUACAUCGACAAAGAGACCGGCAAGCCCAAAGGUGACGCCACCGUGUCCUACGAUGACCCGUCUACUGCCAAAACAGCUGUGG
Empidonax traillii (willow flycatcher) is the source of this 1316-nucleotide messenger RNA. It is a transcript of the gene EWSR1, whose product is annotated as EWS RNA binding protein 1. The transcript is spliced from 11 exons. The record is from RefSeq and is a predicted model, not a curated record. NCBI's taxonomy places the organism in Eukaryota, Metazoa, Chordata, Aves, Passeriformes, Tyrannidae. The coding region runs from base 16 to 1146 and encodes 376 amino acids.